AUGCUCCGCGCCGCCGCCAUGAACAGCACCAAAAAACUUCACAUCGGUAUCGUGGGCGCUGGCUUCUCUGGUCUUCGCUGCGCAGACGUGCUUCUCUCUCACGGCCACCGCGUCACCAUCCUCGAAGCUCGUAACCGUGUAGGUGGUAGAGUGGGACAAAGCCAACACCUCGGACAUACGGUCGAUCUAGGACCGAAUUGGAUCCAUGGAACGGACGAUAAUCCCAUUUUCGAGAUCGCGAAGAAGAUGAGCACGGAAUUGCAUUAUUGGGAUGAGAGACAGAGGAUCUUGGAUACUAAUGGAAAACCUUUGAGUCAAGAUGAUGCAGAGGAAAUUGGCCGUAUACUUUGGGAAGACGGAUUGAUCUCCAAAGCUUUCAAGUAUAGCAGGGAAAACACAGCCACCAUCGACCCUCAAACAUCACUUAUGGAUUACUUUAAGCAAGAAGCAGAAACACUCUGGAGAGACUUGGAAACAGAAGAACAGCAACGAAAAAGACGGACCUUCUUGAAGGUAUGCGAGUUUUGGGGUAGUUAUGUGGGAAGUGCUACAACGAAACAGAGUUUGAAGUAUUUUUGGUUGGAGGAGUGUAUAGAGGGUGAGAAUCCGUUCGUUGCGGGAACGUACACUAAGAUUUUGGAACAUGUGGCUAGACCUGCGUUGGAGAAGGCAGAGGUCAAGUUGGAGACUAGAGUUACAGGUAUCAAGGAGAGAAAGAACGAGGAGGAUAAGGUGAAGGUGGAAGUGGAGGGAGGCGACAAGUAUGAGUUUGACGAGGUUGUCAUGACGGCGCCUUUGGGAUGGUUGAAGAGGAACAAGAACGUGUUUGUCGAUGGAUUGACUCCAGAACUGGAUAAAGCUAUUGAUGCUAUCGGGUAUGGUUCUUUGGAUAAGAUCUACAUCACCUUCCCAAGCGCCUUCUGGGAAGAAGCUCAAUCCACAAAAGGCGAACCCAACGGUACAGCACACCUCCCCACCACCACCACUUCCACUCCAAACACAACAGCAACAACAACACCCUUACACCAAAACUCCUCCUCAACACACACCUCAAACUAUCCAGGCUUUACCCAUUGGUUAGCACCCACCUACGCCUCAUCCACAAACCCACACAACUGGGACCAACAAGCCAUGAACCUCGCCGCAUUCCCUGGUAACCUCGCACAUCCAAGCCUGCUGUUCUAUAUCUAUGGUGAUUGCUCUGCACACAUAGCAUCCCUAGCCCAACUACCCCAACUCCAACGCGAUGAAGCUCUCCUCGCCUUCCUCCACCCUUACAUCUCCCUCCUCCCAAACUAUUCUUCCUCCUCCCCUGCUUGCGUCCCAAAGGCUGUGUUCGCAACCGCAUGGGCAGGAGACGAACUAGCCGGCUAUGGAAGUUAUGCAAACUUCCAAGUUGGAUUGGAGGAUGGAGAUAAACAUAUUGAAACUAUGAGGAAGGGGAUGCCAAACAAGAGUAUUUGGAUUGCGGGAGAACAUACGAGUCCGUUUGUUGCGCUUGGUACAGCGACAGGGGCGUAUUGGAGUGGUGAGAAGGUUGCUUUGAGGAUUUUAGAGAAGGCGGUGGAGAAAGAGGAGCAAAAGGAGAAGUAG
Aureobasidium melanogenum CBS 110374 is the source of this 1593-nucleotide messenger RNA. Its product is annotated as FAD/NAD(P)-binding domain-containing protein. Gene Ontology annotation, molecular function: oxidoreductase activity. The coding region runs from base 1 to 1593 and encodes 530 amino acids. The record is from RefSeq and is a predicted model, not a curated record. The transcript has 2 exons. Lineage: Eukaryota; Fungi; Ascomycota; Dothideomycetes; Dothideales; Saccotheciaceae.